Messenger RNA from Folsomia candida, 4391 nucleotides. Its product is annotated as probable glutamate receptor. The coding region runs from base 1547 to 3781 and encodes 744 amino acids. The transcript is spliced from 9 exons. Gene Ontology annotation, molecular function: glutamate-gated receptor activity; transmitter-gated monoatomic ion channel activity involved in regulation of postsynaptic membrane potential. The record is from RefSeq and is a predicted model, not a curated record. Gene Ontology annotation, biological process: modulation of chemical synaptic transmission; synaptic transmission, glutamatergic. Gene Ontology annotation, cellular component: plasma membrane; postsynaptic membrane. NCBI's taxonomy places the organism in Eukaryota, Metazoa, Arthropoda, Collembola, Entomobryomorpha, Isotomidae.
CACACGUUAAUCUCAAAAUUCCCGAUGCACACAUCCCACUCUCUGCAUCGGAAUCUUAUUGAGCCAAUAUUGACACGUCGUCUCAACUUUCCCACAUAUGUAAAUUCAUGCAUUGUUUCGUCCCCCAAUAUUUUUUGGUAGUGGUUUUCUAGUGAUUCGAUCAAUCACCAGAAAUCAAUCAUCAUUUCACCUCAAAACCGUGACAUUUAUUACAUGGAAGACCGUGAGGUUGAGGUGAUAUGAUACACACACAAUGCAACACAACGACGUCACCUGCACCACUUUUUCCUUUGUCAACUCCUCUUCUCCUGCCUGACAUUCUGGGUCCGGUCGUGCGCCAAGGAUGUCGUCAACUUGGACCGUCAUCCUGAUAAGAGUAGCGUGACGAUAAAUGGUUAUCCGCCAUCCUUUCUACUUGUCCUGCUCAAACGGGCCAUUUCUCAGGCGUCAUUUUCCCCCCGAAUUAGCAGCAUUAUAUCCCUUCUCACCUCUCUGGGCUUCAUAAAAUAUGCAGGAAUUAUUAUGCAGAAGAAGAAAUGGUUAAAAAAAGCGACCAUGGGCAUUGUUGUUUCAUCCGUGGGUAGCUUUUCCAUGGUGAAAAGGGAAACUAAACCACACACUCCAAAAAAUAUGCAAGUUUUCUUCUCAGUCUUGUCCUGUCCUCGUGGACAAUAAGACGUUCCAAAAAAGAAGACGAGUAGUUUCCCCUCAAAUUUUGAUUCUUGGAGUGAUUCUGAUCCGUAAUUUUGCAGUUUUUUUCUGCCCUCGUGGACACUAAGAUGUUCCAAAAAGUUUUUGAAUAGUUUUCUCUCUCCCCUCAAAUUUUAAUUCUUGGAGUGAUUUUGACUCAUAAUUUUGCAGGCUUGUUCUGCCCUCGUGGACAAUAAGACGUUCCUUCAAAAAAGGAGACAAGUUUUUGAACACUUUUCCCUCAAACUACUUUGAUUCUUGGAAUGACUCAUAAUUUCGGUCGUGGUGAAAGUGAAGUGUUUAGUUAAACCGUCUCAGAUUUUGUAAUUUUGUGAAUAUUUAUUAUUUAUGAAUUUGACUAUUGAACUCGCUCAAGUCUAUUUUUAAUAUGAAUGAAUACCGUAUUCUUGUCAGAUUUGCUCCACAUUUUUGAAAUGAUAAUACAGACGGGUAAUAAAAAACGGUUCGCAUUCAGAGAAAUGCGGCUUCCACUUCGGUGAGGUGAAAAAAGGGGUAAAUAAAUAGAAGGUGUUUAAUUUUCGGGGAAUAAAUAGUGAAAAAAGAAGUGUUAAAAAAGGAUGGGAUCGAUUUUUUUUGCAGAUUUUUGACCGCAUGAAAAUUGCACAAAGGAGAUCGCAUCCCUUCUGCAAGUCUGGAGUUGAUAAUUUUUUGCAAAUUUUUGACAUGCAAAUUGCGGUGAUUGAUCGCGCCCCUAAAGCACAUCCGUUUUUUUGCACGGGAUGCUUUUACAGACAGAAGUUGAUUGUCCUGAAGAAAAGUUAAGCAAAAUAUGACUCAGACUGGCAGAUGAUUACAUAACCUCUUCUUCCCAUAAUAAGGUUAAGUUUGUGCAAAUAUGCGAAAAAAUCUGCUCCAUCUUCAUCUCAACAUCCACGUGGAGAAGGUGAUGACGUUUCACCAAAAAAUUCGCACUUCUCUUCACCCCGAGAAAAAUAAAUGGUGGUUCCUGAUGGUUUUUGCAAUUUGUGUCGGUCUAGUUAUCCUCCUUCCGGGCAAAGUAGGGUGUGAUGAUGUUAACGAAAAUUGGGUGAUUCUAACCCCAAAAGAUGCUCCCCAGCCAAGAAAAACAUUCCAAAAUGUGACGCGACCACGGCGACAAAUCCUAACCCCGAGUAAUUGGAAGUUGAAACCUGUCGUAAAAAGUGCCAUGUCCGAUAUGAUGACCCAGGUCGACCUGCACCUCGACUUUAUCGCCGACCUCGCCAUGUUUAAUGGGUGGACGACGGUCUACCUGAUUCUGCCCGGGGAGGAGGACACCGAACUUUGUCAGCACGCGAGUAAAAUGCUGAUCGAGUCGAGGACGAAUUUGCGCAGUGAGUGUGGCACGAAUCAGACCAAGUUGGGGGGACUGACGCCCUCGAGGCGGAUGGUCAUCCCGAUCUUCAUGCUCACUUUUUUGGGCGGAGUGCCGACGAGAUUAAAUCCGACUUUGUUGAGACCCACGAGACCGGUUUGGGUGCUGGGGGGUGGUGGAGAAAGUGGGAGGGAGACGUUGGUGAAAAAUGUGCAUCCCGUGGCGGGAGGGAAUUGUAAGUGGACGCUGGUUUGGAGGAGUGACGAUGACGGGAAGACGUUGAUGUUGGAGGAUGUCUACGGUUUUCCUGGGGUGGCAGGACCGAUUAGUCAAAUUAUGGGGAAGUGGGAUGCAGAGGAGAGGAUUCGAAUUGAUACGGAACUCGCGUUAGGACCGGUGGAUUUUCAAGGGAGGAUGUUAAGGAUUACGACGGUGGCUGGACCCCCGGUCGUAUUUGUGUCCAAGACGUCGAAAGGGGGAGUCCGGAGUAGCGGAUAUUUACCCGAUAUUUUGAAAAUUGUUAGCGCCCAACUCAAUUUCACGUACGAAAUAAUGACACCGCCGGACAAUAAGUUUGGGAAUUUGGAAGCGAACGGGAGCUGGUCGGGCAUGGUGGGAAUGCUGGAGAGGAAAGAAGCGGACAUUGCCAUGAUGUCCUUCAGUCUCACGGCGGCGAGACAGAAAGUCAUGGAUUUCUCACCACCCGUAGAAUACAGCUCGGUUCGCCUCCUGAUUCGGAGAGACUGGCAGAACGCUGAGCUGAAGUGGUCCGCUUACCUCCGUCCGCUAGAAUGGGACGUUUGGGUGACAAUUCCAAUCUUUGUGGUCCUCGGGGUCAUCACCCUGGCCAUCUUUUCGUACUAUAAAGUCCUGAAAAUAACUCCCUUCACGUCGGCGUGGCUUCUAACGUCGUGCUUCAUUUUGCAAGGUCAAGAUGAGCACUCGGACAUCAAAGUGACGCCAUACCGUCUCGUGAUGGGGACGUUUUGGGUCCUGUCCGUCGUCGUAUUUGCCUCUUACACGGCACGACUAACGGCAUUUCUCGCCGCGAGCAACGAAGUACUUCCGGUCAGCUCGCUCUAUCAAGCAGUGAGGAAUCGGAACUGGAAAGUCGGUCUGGUCAAGGGGUCCGCCUUCAUCGAUAGGAUUAGGGAAUCGCAAGUAGAAGUGCUGCGUGGGUUAUACAAUCGAAUCGCUGAGGACUCCUCCUCCCUCGUGGAGUCAUUUCAGGAAGGGAUGGACAAAGUCUUUAAGGAGCGGUACAUAUUUUUUACGAGCGAGCUCAUCCCCUCGUUUCUGAUUCGAUCCAACUGCUCCUACACGUGGCUGCCUGAUAAAUACUUUUCCGGUUUUGGAUACAUGGGUUAUCAGAAACAUUUACCUUUCGCUCCCGUAAUUUCGCAAAGAGUUUCAGAAAUUCGCCAAAGUGGACAAAUGAGGCGAUUAUUUCUGAAAUGGUGGGGUACGGAAUCCGUGUGUUUCACAAAUUCUGGAGAAUCCUUCCUCGGAAUGAGUCUGUACGAGACGGGGACGGCAUUUUUGAUCCUACUUUUCGGCCUCAGCUUAGCAAUUGCGUUAAUGCUGGGAGAAUUUUAUAUUCGCAGGCCGUCCAAAAAUUCCUCCCGGCCGGGUUCCGACAAUUCCUUACAAUCUCGUGGAGAAAGUACGGCUAGGAAUAAAAUUAGCAUAAGUUUGAACAACGGCGUGAGUAAUUUGUUUGCCGAUCCGCAAAACGCGUUUCCACCCAUCUUCAAUAAAUCACAGUUUUCAUUCUAACGAAUCCCAUUUCUAAAUAAAAAUCAGAUUUGUACAUAAAAUCCGUAAGAAAUAGGGUUCACAAAUUAUCCUAAAAAAUUUUGAGCAAUUAACUAUUUAAAACCAGUAUUGUAAAAAUGAUUGUUAAUAUUUGAAAUUUGUAUGAGUUUUGUAGAUGUGUAAAAUUAAAAAGUAAAAAAUUGAAAAAAUUAAGACAACAAAAAUUACGUGGAAAAUCGAAUGAAUUUUUAAUUGUUGACCUCACUCAUCACCGUGCUGCGAUGACCUUACGCCGUUCAACACCCAUCUCCGAACUUGACCGUACUUCAAAAAUUCUAAACACCUUGGUGAUGACCACAUCUCGAAAUUCGAAUCUAACGUUAUCAUGGGUACAGACGGACAAUCGGACAAAUAAGACAUUUCCAUAAAGGGAUUUCACCCCACCGUGGGGGCUUUUGGGGGCGGCGCCGGACAAAGGAAAGGGGAGUAACGAGUCCAUCGCCUAUUCAUUCCGUUGCUAAAAAAUAAAGCCAAAAAUCUAUUUUAUUUUCCCCUUUACAACCAGGCCAUUUCGUUUGCUCCAUUUUGAGACAUUUGAGAGCUGAUAUUUUGAGUUAAUAUUUCUAUUAAA